Messenger RNA from Cylas formicarius (sweet potato weevil), 1093 nucleotides. RefSeq names its product cytochrome P450 6l1-like. The record is from RefSeq and is a predicted model, not a curated record. Bases 153 to 995 code for a protein of 280 amino acids. Gene Ontology annotation, molecular function: heme binding; iron ion binding; oxidoreductase activity, acting on paired donors, with incorporation or reduction of molecular oxygen. Lineage: Eukaryota; Metazoa; Arthropoda; Insecta; Coleoptera; Brentidae. The transcript is spliced from 5 exons.
CAAAAGAAGUGUGCGCGAAAUAUUCAACUGCGGUUGUAGCCAGGUGCGCUUUUGGGAUUGACGCAAAAUGUUUCGAGAAUGAAAACUCGGAAUUCAGGCGGAUUAGCAAAGAUCUAUUUGAUCUGAGACUCGAUAACACUGUCCGGCAACUGAUGAACUGGUUUGCAUCGUCAAUUGCAAAUUAUUGGAGAAUUGCUUUAGUAAGUGCCGAGACUUUGACGACUUUGACUAAUAUAUUCAGUAGCGCCGUGAAGCAAAGGUCAGAAAACAUUCCGGCCCAAAAAGCGAGAGAUUUUAUUGAUUUAAUGUUGCAACUUAAAAAGGACAAUCAAAACGACGUUGCCCUAACUGAGCCCAGAUUGCUGGCACAAGCAAUACAGAUUUUCGCAGCCGGCUUUGAAACUGUGAACAGUUCACUCGCUUACACUAUUCAUGAGCUCGCCAUUAACCCAAGCAUCCAAGAAAGGCUCAGAGAGGAAAUAAAAGAAACCAUAGCAAAAUAUAAUGGGGAAAUCACAUACGAAGCUAUUCAAGAAAUGAAAUAUCUGGAUAUGUGCUUUAGUGAAACUUUAAGAAAAUAUCCAGUGUUGCCAUUUUUGGACAGAAGGUGUACCAAAGAUUACGUGCUCCCGGGAACAAACGUAUUUAUUAAAGAGGGUAUACCGGUUCUAGUACCAAUGAUGGGAAUUCAUAGUGACCCAAAGUUUUAUCCAGAUCCCGACACUUAUGACCCGGAAAGGUUUAAGGAUAAGAGUGUUUACAAUACCGAUGGAUUUAACUAUUUUCCUUUUGGCGAAGGACCCAGAAGUUGUAUUGGCGAGCGAUUUGGUCUGUUGACUAUCAAACUGGGCUUUGUUAAAAUUCUGUCGCAAUUUGAAGUCAAAACGAACCAGGAGACGCAGCAUCCAUUGAAUUUCGAAGCCAAAAGUUUUCUCCUGCUCACCCGUAAAGGAGUGCCGCUGACUUUCGUGCCACUGAAAGACAAACAAUUAUAGAGCACUAAGCACGCAUACAGCAAGAACUCAAUAAUGUUAGUAAAGUAGAGUAAAGCAUCUGUUGCUGAAAUUAUAAAAAAUGUGUUAUUAAUGUUUUC